UGCGCUGGUAAGUGAAAAGGGGCAUCAUUAGCCAUCUUUAAUCUAAAGAACAGGGAAAAAGGACUAAACUUGAAAACAGAGAGAAGCGAAGCAAAUAAAAAAGCAUGCUCCUUUAUUACAACUUUACACAGUAGCAGACCUGCAACAACAAAUAACAGCAUCACGAAGAUAAACCAUGAAGAACAGCGACAAUAAUUCAAGUUUGGAUUCUAGAAUCAAUCAAACCCUCAAAAAUGUUCAAGGGUUACUUAAAGGUCGUAGUAUUCCUGGUAAAGUUUUACUGACCAGGAGAGCAGAUCCACCAGAGGAUCCCAGCUUACGAUCAUCAACUUUUGGAAGGAGCUUCUCAGAAAAUGAUGCUGGCACAAGUGAUCAAAUGGACAUGUCGAAGGAGGCAGAAGCCCAGGGUACCAGCAAGCAGCUAAACAAUAACAUGACCACAAACAAGCUAAAACCUACAAACUCCAAUGUUGAGAUAACGUCCAAAGAAGUUCAGAAGUCUGUCAUGGGUGCUAGAGCUACAGAUUCUGCUAGAGUCAUGAAAUUCACAAAGGAGCUAUCAGGAUCCACAGUUACAUUAGAGAAGUUGCGUGAGUUAGCUUGGAGUGGAGUACCACCAUAUAUGCGCCCAAACAUAUGGAGGCUUCUAUUGGGAUAUGCAUCGCCUAAUUCAGAUAGAAGGGAGGGAGUUCUAAGAAGAAAGCGCCUUGAGUACCUUGACUGUGUUGCCCAAUUUUAUGACAUUCCAGAUACUGAACGUUCAGAUGAUGAGAUCAACAUGCUUCGGCAGAUUUCUGUUGAUUGUCCAAGAACAGUACCUGAUGUCAUUUUCUUUCAGCAAGAACAAGUUCAGAAAUCAUUGGAGCGCAUCCUUUAUACAUGGGCCAUUCGGCAUCCCGCAAGUGGAUAUGUUCAGGGAAUAAAUGACCUUGCCACACCCUUUCUGGUUGUUUUCUUGUCCGAACACUUGGAAGGGGACAUACAUAAGUGGUCAAUUUCUGAUCUAUCUCCAGAUAAAAUCUCCAACGUAGAGGCUGAUUGUUAUUGGUGCCUAUCUAAGUUACUUGAUGGCAUGCAAGACCAUUACACAUUUGCUCAACCAGGAAUACAAAGACUUGUGUUUAAGCUCAAGGAAUUGGUUAAUAGGAUUGAUGAACCUGUUUCGAGACACAUGGAAGAGCAAGGGCUUGAAUUUCUUCAAUUUGCUUUCCGCUGGUUUAACUGUCUUUUAAUACGUGAGAUUCCUUUUAAUCUCGUGACUCGCCUAUGGGACACAUAUCUUGCUGAAGGAGAUGCAUUGCCAGAUUUCCUCGUAUACAUAUUUGCCAGUUUUCUUUUGACGGCUUAACAGUGUUUGGUUACCUUUUUACCAGUGGUCAGAAGAGCUUCAGAAGCUUGAUUUCCAAGAGUUGGUGAUGUUUCUUCAACACCUACCAACUCAGAAUUGGACGCACCAAGAGCUUGAGAUGGUGCUCUCUAGAGCAUUCAUGUGGCACAGUAUGUUCAACAACUCCCCCAGCCACUUAGCAAGCUAGAGAGCAUUCAUGUGGCACAGUAUGUUCGACGACGCCACAGAGAGAAAAGAGGGAUUCUUCAUUUGUUGACAGCCCCGUUUCGGUUUCCUUGUCCAAUAAAUUUUGUUUUCCAUUUUUUGAGGGUCCCCUGUAGUGGUCUAUAAUCUACAAAUGUAUGUGUUGUCUCCAUUCUAGCGGAGGAGAUCAACCAAUGUUGUCAUUUGUGUUGUGGCUUGUAAUAUUUGUAUUUUUUUUGUAUUUCAAGCAUUUCCUUGUACAUUUACCAUUCUAACUAAAAGAAAGUACUUCUUUGUAUC
Messenger RNA from Populus nigra (black poplar), 1831 nucleotides. RefSeq lists its product as uncharacterized. Gene Ontology annotation, molecular function: GTPase activator activity. The transcript is spliced from 10 exons. Lineage: Eukaryota; Viridiplantae; Streptophyta; Magnoliopsida; Malpighiales; Salicaceae. Gene Ontology annotation, biological process: activation of GTPase activity. Bases 176 to 1348 code for a protein of 390 amino acids. The record is from RefSeq and is a predicted model, not a curated record.